AUGGUGAAUGUUCACACGGUGGAAAUAAUCGUGACUUUCAGCAGUGAUUAUUCUUCUAGCUCUUCUGAAGAGGAUUCCGAAAUUCCUAGGCCAGAGAUGAAAACUUCUUCAGCAGAAGCACGUGCCAAAAUGGAACGAUCACUGAAGGAUACUAAGGAAAUUAUAAAUGGUAUGUCCCUUGAUCGUCUGAAGGUUGUUCGUUAUGGAUUCUUGAAGAGAAAAACUGAGGAUGAGAUAUUAUAUGAUUAUCGGCAAAAGAGACACCGACUUCAGCAGAAAAGGCUAGCAGCUGAGGAGAAACUUCGAUCUCGUGCCGAUGGCAUAGCUUCAGACUCAGAUGCUGAGGAAGUCGAAUCCAUAUGGGAGCCGAAGAAACGCAAAAUUAGGACAUAUCCGCCUGCCAGGGAGAUUGAGCGAUUGGUCGAGGCUGAUCUCCAAUCCGAACGCGAGGAAGAAGAGUAUUGGGAUGCAAUGUACGGCGAUCCCGAGGAGAGUGAAGUCUCUAGUGAGGAUUCAGACAGCAACUCCGAGGAAGAGUUUGAAGAGGAUUCUACAAACGACGAUGAUGAUGACAAUGAAUCUUAA
Messenger RNA from Papaver somniferum (opium poppy), 585 nucleotides. Its product is annotated as glutamic acid-rich protein-like. The coding region runs from base 1 to 585 and encodes 194 amino acids. The record is from RefSeq and is a predicted model, not a curated record. NCBI's taxonomy places the organism in Eukaryota, Viridiplantae, Streptophyta, Magnoliopsida, Ranunculales, Papaveraceae. The transcript has 2 exons.